Ruditapes philippinarum (Manila clam) is the source of this 2226-nucleotide messenger RNA. RefSeq names its product heat shock 70 kDa protein 12A-like. The record is from RefSeq and is a predicted model, not a curated record. Gene Ontology annotation, molecular function: ATP-dependent protein folding chaperone; ATP binding. NCBI's taxonomy places the organism in Eukaryota, Metazoa, Mollusca, Bivalvia, Venerida, Veneridae.
GAAAUAACACAGAACUAUCAACUGAAAGAUAUAAACGGCAGAAUCGUGGAUGCAUUGACUGUAUUUAGCCUCUCCAUCAGAGCUCUGAAAGACCACUUGAUGACGGUUCUUCAAAACGGGUACUCUGGCGUUCGAACUAAUGACGUCACGUGGGUUAUCACCGUCCCAGCUAUUUGGAAUGAUUCGGCCAAGAAGUUCAUGCGUCUCGCCGCUGAAAAGGCUGGGUUGGAUAAAAACAGUAUUGAGAUAGCAUUGGAACCGGAAGCUGCCUCUAUUUUCUGCAAAUUGCUUCCAAUAACACGUGACCCAGAGACAGAGACCGGAAUGACUCUUUUUCCACCAGGGGCACGUUAUAUGAUUCUCGACUGUGGAGGUGGUACAGUUGAUGUUACAGUUCAUGAAGUGCUCGAGGACAAUACUCUGAAAGAACUUCAUAAAGCCACAGGCGGCAACUGGGGAGGGACAGUUGUCAAUAAAUCAUUUCUGAACUUUAUUUCAAGUCUGGUAGGACCGGGUGUAUUUAAUGAUUUCUCAAAGUCGCACAAGUCCGGAUAUCUCGAACUGCUGGAAGAAUUCGAGAAUAAGAAGAAAAUGACAGCGGCUGAUUCAACAGAAAGGGUGACAAUACGUAUACCAAUCGGAUUACAGGAAAUACUUCAAAACGAAAAAGUAAAGCAAAAAUUGCAGCAAAGAUUGUACGCGAAUAAAGUUGAUAUAUAUGGCGACAAACUAAGAAUGGACGCAGGGUUAUUCAGAGUAUUUUUCAAACAAGCGGUAGGGGAUAUUAUUGCACACACGCGUGAUCUGAUGGAAUCUCUACCAAGGCCAGUGAAAGCUAUACUUAUGGUCGGGGGUUUUUCGGAAUCCCCAGUAUUACAAAAAGCUGUAAAAGAAGCGUUCGGUAAUAUGGUCAAGGUCAUUGUCCCGAUUGAAUCUAGUUUAUGCGUUAUGAAAGGAGCUGUGCUGUACGGUCACCGUCCAUCGAGCAUUUCUGCAAGAAAAAGCCGCUAUACGUAUGGAGUUGCAAUGACAGUUCCAUAUAUAAAGGGAACGCAUCCAAGCAAUAGAAAAUAUGAAGACGACGGGAAGAAGUGGUGCGAUGGAGCUUUUGACAAACAUGUAGAAAUUGGACAAACAGUGACGCCAGGGGAAGUACAAGCUACAAGAACAUACUAUCCCAUGUCGACAUCAGACACAAUCCUUCCUUUGAUUUUAUAUAGAUCCUCUGAUGCCAAUCCAAUGUUUGUUGACGAAAGAUCUUGUGACUUCGUUGGGUUUUAUUUUGUAAAAAGACAACCAGGUGUAGGCGAGACGACGAAGCAGGAUGCAGUUAAAGUACGACUGGUGUUUGGUAACUCUGAUAUAAGAGUUGAAGCUAUCAAGUCUGACGGAAUCGUACAUACAGCUGAUUUCAAAAUCGAUUAAUGCCAUGACAAGACGGUGAUAACUGUAUACUGUAUUGUGACAACUGUUAUAGAAAUAUUUGCUGUUAUUCACCAACGUACGACAAAACUGAUGAAUAUAAACAUAUAAAUUUCAUGACAAAGUGCUAUUGGAUAAUUUAGGGAGAUAAAGGAUUUCAUUUGAUUAGAACUUGGAAAAAUACUUUGAGAAAAGUGUUAACCGGUAAGAAAAUCAUGCACUGUGUCAAAACUUUCACAAAAAGUUUGAUAAUACUAGACUAAAUGAAAUAUGUAUCACUUCACUGCCUUGACAAAUGGGAAAGAAUUGGAAAUAUCCAUCGUACUUCUUUAUUAUUUUAGGACAGAAAAUAUCAGAUAUAGACUGAUGUAGAGGCAAAAUUUAAAGCGAUAAUAUUCCUUUGAAAAUAAUAAAAAGGAUAUCAUUUAGAGCUCCGGUAUUUUGUAAUUAAGGAUGUAACAAUGUGUGUGUUUGGGUUUGUUUACCCUCGCGAAAGAGACCGUAUGGGCGAGAAUAAUGAUGUAAAAGUACUAAAGUGAAAUUUUAUAUUUGUGUACAUGUAUAUAAACAAUUUUUUAAACAUCGAAGAAUAUGUUAAAUAUGUAUUACAAAUGUUUAAAUCGCAUUAUAUAUAAUCAUUAACUUCCCUGCAUUCAUUUCUUGUUGAAAAAAUUUACUUAGACUUUAUAGAAAAUAAAUUUAUAUUUACCUCCCUUUAUUUACAUGAAAUGUCAUUUCGGUAACAUUUUUACAAAUAAUGCUUUUUGGAACUUACAAUAUUGAUAAAUUUUCAUUUGAGCAUCA